AUGAUUGAGUGGACAACUCUGGCCGAAGAUGGGCAAAUGCAUGUUUUCAGGAGUAACGGCUAUGUUCCCUUUAAGUCUACGGGAGAAGGGAAGAGGAUCCAGUGUUCAUUCAAGAAUAACCAAGUGCAAUUCGAAGGAGAGGAUAGCACAAACAUGUCUUUCACAUGGCAGUCAGCUAUCUCGGAAGCGAUUUCGCGCGACCCUCUGAUUGGUAUGGUCUGGCUUGUUAAGGUCACGUUGUUUGCUGCGCUCGAUGCCGAUGCGAAGACUCAGAAGCUCCGCACAGUGCAUUGCAAAUGGGAGGAAGCUUCGGCCAGAGCUCAAAAGAAAAAGUCAAAGAUCACGUCCGGGGCCAACAACACCCCCGACCACUGUGGCAAAUCUACGGAAGCGGAGAGAAACAAUAUUACGAUCUCUGGAGGAGGUUCCGGUCAUCACUUGAUUGAGGAAUACCAGGAGACGCUGAGUAGGCUGCAGAAUUUGGGGGACAAACAUCUGAAACAAGCCAAGCAGAAGAAGCAGUGA
Messenger RNA from Penicillium diatomitis, 525 nucleotides. RefSeq lists its product as uncharacterized. Bases 1 to 525 code for a protein of 174 amino acids. The transcript has 2 exons. The record is from RefSeq and is a predicted model, not a curated record. NCBI's taxonomy places the organism in Eukaryota, Fungi, Ascomycota, Eurotiomycetes, Eurotiales, Aspergillaceae.